Manduca sexta (tobacco hornworm) is the source of this 2955-nucleotide messenger RNA. RefSeq names its product minor histocompatibility antigen H13. Gene Ontology annotation, biological process: membrane protein proteolysis. Gene Ontology annotation, cellular component: membrane; cytoplasmic side of endoplasmic reticulum membrane; lumenal side of endoplasmic reticulum membrane. The record is from RefSeq and is a predicted model, not a curated record. The transcript is spliced from 7 exons. Gene Ontology annotation, molecular function: aspartic endopeptidase activity, intramembrane cleaving. The coding region runs from base 86 to 1180 and encodes 364 amino acids. Lineage: Eukaryota; Metazoa; Arthropoda; Insecta; Lepidoptera; Sphingidae.
CUAACUGUACACUUGUCAACUUCUUGUCAAAGUUGAAUCGCAAGCGAAAGCUGCUUGAACACGUAUCUGAAUAAUUUGAGGAAAAAUGGCAGAUACGGCAGCCGAAAUUCCUAUAAACAUAGAAGAAACUGUUAAAGAAGCCAUACAAAAUGUUACGGAGAAACCCCCAUCAAGUAUCGAGGGAGUUGCUAUUGCCUACCUAAGCCUUGUGAUAAUGGCUAUAUUACCCAUAUUUUUUGGGUCUUUUAGAUCUGUGAAGUACUUAAAUGAGCAAAAGGAGGCCGGCGAACGCCACGAGACGAUGUCCAACAAGGACGCGCUGAUGUUCCCGCUGAUCGCCUCGUGCGCGCUGUUCGCGUUGUACGUCGUGUUCCAGUUCUUCUCCAAGGAGUACAUCAACUUGCUUCUCACCGGCUACUUCUUCUUCCUCGGCGUGCUGGCUCUGAGCCAUCUUCUUAGUCCGAUAAUCUCGUUCCUGGUGCCGGCGUCGGUGCCGAACGUGCCGUACCACGUGCACUUCACGCGCGGCGACCGCGACGCGCGCUCCGACAUCAUCAACUACAAGUUCACGUCCUACGACGUCAUCUGUCUGCUCAUCUCGCUCUGUCUCGGCGCCUGGUACCUGCUCAAGAAGCACUGGAUCGCCAACAACCUGUUCGGCAUCGCCUUCGCCAUCAACGGCGUGGAGCUCCUCCACCUGAACAACGUGGUGACCGGCUGCAUCCUGCUGUGCGGCCUGUUCCUCUACGACAUCUUCUGGGUCUUCGGAACCAACGUCAUGGUCACCGUCGCUAAGAGCUUUGAGGCGCCGAUCAAACUGGUGUUCCCGCAGGACCUGCUCGUGAACGGACUGAACGCGAGCAACUUCGCGAUGCUGGGUCUCGGCGACAUCGUGGUGCCCGGCAUCUUCAUCGCUCUGCUGCUGCGCUUCGACAAGAGCCUCAAGCGCAACUCCGAGUUCUACUUCAGGGCGACGUUCUCCGCGUACAUCGUGGGCCUGCUGGCGACCAUCCUGGUGAUGCACGUGUUCCGGCACGCACAGCCGGCGCUGCUGUACCUGGUGCCGGCCUGCCUCGGCACGCCGCUCCUGCUGGCUCUCCUGCGCGGUGACCUGCAUGCUCUCUUCAAUUACGAGGACCAGCCGGCCGUAGCGGAAGACGACAAGGCGAAGACUGACUAAACUACCAUCCGACGCCACCCGACUAGCACAAAUGAGAAAACCAGCACACGGUGUAUUAGUAUAGAUACGUCAUAGAUUGCAACCAAGAGAUACCGCAUAGAAACUUUACUACUUGAUGUGACAUUCGGCUAAAAGGACCAAAUUUAUUUGGCUGUUUCAAACAGUCGAUGAAGAGGGCGAUAUUUGAUCGAUAAAUGGGUGGCAAUAUUGUUUACGGAUAAUGGAAGUUAUAAGGAAGAAAACAUUGAUCUUCUCCCUCCAAUGUUUCUAUGCGCCACCUAUCGGCGGUGAUCUGUGACAAGUUGCGUGCGGUGUGGGACCACGGACCCGUGCGGCUCUACAUCUGGCGAUAUUGGCGUAGCGCCCAAGAUUUUAAAACGCGAGAAAUAAUCUAUGGUCUAAUUAAGUUCUACUCGAAAAUAGUUUUUGUUAUUCUAGAGGAUGUAGUCCUUUAACGUUUUGUUGUAUUGUCUAAAUGCGGGCAAUAAUACUUAAAUGAAAUAUUUUCACGUGUUUUAAAGUCAUGUGUGUGAGCCCUGACGCCAUGUUGUGGCGUUUUUGACAGGUGUAAAAUAUGGAUAGUUAGAGGGCGAUUUUAUUGACCAAUUUGAUUUUUUUUAUAGUGUACGUUAAUAUUCAAAUAAAAUUUAGUCGAAGAUAUAUUUAGUUAGUGACGCAAAAUUAGGGUUUUUAUUAAUUUAGCUGGUGAAAUUUUAUAUAAAAUUUACUAAUAUUUUUUUACAAAAUUAAUAUUUUUAUUCUUAUCGGGAAAUGUUAAUUUUAAGGAAUAUAACAUGUACAUUGUACAUAUAAGUUCAUUUUGUUGUUAUUUAUUGCAUUUAAAAUGUUGAUCAGAGAUCUCCCACAUUCCGUCGCGAUGACAAAAAAAACUUAGAAUCUGGAGUAAAUACUUUAGAUAUAUUAGUCUGCGACGUCGUAGUUUUAAAUGUCAAAAUCUGACACGACUUGUCAAAGUGACGUGUGCUGUCAAAAACGUCACGACAUGGGCGACGUAAAUAGGUAAUGCCUCGUUCUACAACAUUUGAUGUGCAGCAUUUCGCGUUUAUUAAUAUUGCAUACACAGUUAGUGUUGUAAAGUACUUAGCGAUAUGACAUCAAUAUUGUAUUGUUGCUACAAAACAUCUUUUGUGCCAUCAAAUGUUGUGAAUUCGGGAUUUAACAUUAAGACUUCCAUGUACAUCUUCCAUGGGGCUACAUCUAAGGUGAAGUCACGUCUAUUCGUAAUUUAUGUUCUUCAGUAGUGAAUUAAAGUAAUCCUUAAUAAGUCUAAAAUGAAAAUUCAUUUUGGAUUUGUAUACAAUUGUCUCCAAGUUCAGAUAACAAAUUUUAGGGUCAUUUUUCGACCCAAGUUUUGGACCUAUGUUUUGGUCCCUAUUUCAAGAUUGUGACGGAUUUAUGUAUUCACAAAACUUAUUUCAUUAAAUGACUGUUUCUACUUUUGUCUAUGCUCUACUAUAAUUUUAUAUUCGUUCUUUCUUGUGAUGUUCUUAAAAGCAAUUUCUGGGUGCAUGAAUAAGCCCUAAAAUUGCUUUAUUGCGUUUUUUAGUCAUAAACAUUCAAAAGAAUUUAUUGUUCUCUAUAAUUUAUACAUAUAUUUAUAAUAAAAUCACUGAAAGGUCUGUUCGGUUGCCUUGAACUUUUGUGUUGUUUCCUAUAGUUACCACUUCACUACAAUUAUGUCUGACAAGUUUUUUUUUUAGAAAAAAUAUAAUUAUAAGUACAAUAUUUUAAUAUAUAAUUUGGUAAAUGGCUUA